GUCUACUUCGAGGCCCAAGUGAUCGGAGAGGUCAGUGUGGGGCUUCUGCUUCCCUUAAAAAAGUGCUCAGUUCUCUUAUUCAUAGUGACCUGUUUUAAGUCUACCAGGUGUUUUCAGUUGAUCUCCGCGAUGGGUACAUCAUUGUCAUCCAUCCUCAUAGGAUGGAAUUUGAUAAUGUGCAUUCAAGCUCUCAACUAUAAUCACACUACCUACAGUACCUCUAUCAGUUUUAACUUCUCUACUACAUAUGGUGGCCCGACCCAGUUACCAUACGAUCCUUACGGCAACUAUUACACUACUAGUUCUAGUACUACAACGCAAUCUCCAUUAUGUGGACUGAAUGACUAUUUGUGCCGAGACCUGAUCAAAGGGCAGUGUAUAGACAACAGCUUGAGCCAGUUGUGUGACCACUCGUUGACUUGGGCUUGUCCUAACCCUUCUUGUACCUGCUGUAUUAAUUGUUCCAAAGAUAUUGGCACCUCAACUUGUUCUGCAGUGAGAGGUAGUUGUAAGAAAGCUUGCGAUAGUGAAGAGUACAGAGACUACACAAAUUCGUGUCCUAACAGACUCUGCCAGUGUUGUAGGAAGUGUGAACUAGACUCUGAAUGCCAGAGAGUUAACGGAUACUGCACGACAAAGUCUGUUCUAUGCAAAACUGGUUAUUUGCCCACUGAUGGAUGUGGUAGUGUUAAUUGCAAGUGCUGUAAACCUGCUGAACUUUAUACGUGUAAACCUGCAAACGGCUGUACUGCACCUGGGGAUUAUUGUGACACUGCUGCAUGUCCUCUUGGGUAUAGAGAAAACCCAUACACGUGUACUUCAUCAAAUCAAAACUGUCACUGCUGUGAGAGAGUUCAAGUCCUUGAUCAGUGUAAGCCAUUCAAUGGUUGUUCAUUGCCUGGUGACUACUGCAGUACACAGCCAUGCCCCGCUGGUUAUAAAACUAUUCCAGGUGCUUGUAGGUCUGCUAAUCAGCUCUGCUACUGUUGUGAGAAAGUGACAGUCGAUGAACCUUGUGUGCAGCUCUUAGACUGCACAGCUGAAGGAGACUACUGCAGCAAGAAUGACUGCCCUACAGGUUAUAACACCUUAACCUCAGGUUGCAGGUCAAAUGACCCGAAGUGUCGCUGUUGUAAGAAGGCAGUGUCUGUGAAACCAUGCAGAGCAUUGACUGGCUGCCAAGGUACAGAGGACUUCUGUUCAACCACGACUUGUCCCUCUGGCUUCACAACUGAGCAAGGAACUUGUUUGAGCCUUACUGGAGAACGCUGCAAUUGCUGUAAGAAAAUAACUUCAACAUGUAUACAACUUUCAAUGUGCACAGAACCUGGUGAUUUCUGUAGUAAUGGUCCCUGUCCUGCUGGAUAUUCAAGGAAUUCUGGAGGCUGUUACUCUAGUGAUGGGAGCUGUUAUUGUUGUAAAAAAGAUAAAGGUACAUGUACUCCUCUUGAAGAAUGCCAGUCUAGUAGAGAUUACUGCAGUUCUACAGACUGCCCUGCUGGGUAUGUCACUAUAAUAAAUGCAUGUAAUACGACACUUGGUGGCUGCAGAUGCUGCAAAUAUGCUGCUGAAGGAUGCAUACCAUCUGGUAAUUGUUUGGAUAGAGGAGAUUAUUGCAGCUUACAAGCCUGUCCCUCUGGCUAUGGAACUACUAAAGAUUGCAACUCUAAUAACCCUAACUGCAGGUGUUGCAAGCUACAAACUACUUGUCAGCCUCUUUCGAGUUGUCAAUCGCUUGGUGAUUACUGCAGUCUCUCAGAAUGUCCACCAGGUUAUGAUACAAUUAACUCUGCUUGUAAAUCUUAUGAUCCAAACUGCAGAUGCUGCAAGAAGAAACUUUCUCCUCUCUGCACUCCACUGGAUCAGUGCAAGAGCCCUGGUGACUACUGUUCAGUCAAUAGUUGUGAAGCUGGCUUUACAGAAAUUUCUAAUGCUUGUACUUCAUCAGACCCCAGAUGCCAUUGUUGUAAAAAGAAUCUCUGCCAGCCCUUGAGUACUUGUAGUGACCCUGGAGACUUCUGUAGCAGGACUCAGUGUCCCGAUACCCAUGUACAGAAGGUUGAUGGCUGUCAGUCCUUUGACUCUAGCUGCUGGUGUUGUAAGGUAGUUACGUGUAACCCUCUGCAGAAUUGCCAGAGUAGUGGAGACUACUGUUCAUUAUCUAGUUGUCCAGCUGGGUACACCACUCUUUAUGGGGCAUGUUCCUCGCCAGACUCUCGCUGCAGAUGUUGCAAGAAAGCAGAAACUGGAUGUGUUGCUCUAGAUUCCUGUAAAGCAAAUGGUGACUUCUGCGCUAAAGUGUCUUGCCCAACUGGUUAUACCACAAACUUUGGCGGGUGUCAAUCCUCUGAUCCUAAUUGUCGCUGCUGCAAGAAAGUUCCAGAUUGUGUGGCUCUGGAUGCUUGUAAAGGAGCUGGAGACUUCUGUAGCUUAACUGGUUGCCCAAUAGGUUAUACUUCAGACUUGACUGGUUGCCGCUCAACAGAUUCGAAUUGUCGAUGUUGCAAAAAAGUGCCAGAUUGUGUUGCAUUAGACUCUUGCAAAUCCAGUGGAGACUUCUGCAGUAAACAAUCUUGCCCUGCUGGUUACACAACUGAUUUGGGUGGAUGUCAGUCGUCUGACCCUAACUGUCGCUGUUGCAAGAAAGUAUCGGACUGUCUAGCUUUAGAUUCCUGUAAGGCUACUGGUGACUUCUGCAGUCUUGUUGUGUGCCCAGCUGGUUACUCUACAAACUAUACGGGAUGUGUAUCUGCAGAUAGUAGGUGUCGUUGCUGUAAGAAAGUCCCAGACUGUGUUGCCUUGGAUUCCUGCAAAGCAAGUGGAGACUACUGCAGUAAGCAGACUUGCCCUGAUGGUUACACCACUAAUAUCGGUGGAUGCUUGUCAACUGACCCUAGCUGUCGCUGCUGCAAGAAAAUACCAGAUUGUGUAGCUUUGGAGUCUUGUAAAUCUGCUAGUGGCUUCUGCAGCACAUCGGCUUGCCCAUCUGGUUACAUUGCAGACUACCUUGGAUGUCAUUCUUCAGAUCCAUAUUGUCGUUGCUGUAAGAAAGUUCAAGAUUGUGUGGCUUUGGAUUCUUGUAAGAAUUCUGGCGACUUCUGCAGUCUCUCGUCUUGCCCAUCUGGCUAUACAACAGAUUCUGCUGGAUGCCAGUCUUCAGAUAGUAACUGCCGUUGUUGUAAGAAGGAACAACAGUGCCUUGCCUUGGAUUCGUGUAAGUCAAGUGGAGAUUACUGCAGCAAACAGCAGUGCCCUGCUAGUUACACAACAAACUACAAUGGAUGUCAGUCAAGUGACCCUAACUGCCGUUGCUGCAAGAAAGUACCUGAUUGUGUUGCUCUGGAUUCCUGCAAAGCUUCUGGAGACUUCUGCAGUUUAACAGCUUGCCCAUCUGGUUACACCACAGACAAUGGAGGAUGUUAUUCUUCAGACCCAAAUUGCCGUUGUUGUAAGAAAGAGCAAUUUUGUACUGCUCUGGAUUCUUGCAAGUCAAGUGGAGACUACUGUAGCAAGCAGCCAUGCCCCUCUGGUUACACUACAAACUCUUUUGGAUGUCAGUCCAGUGAUCCCAACUGUCGCUGCUGCAAAAAAGUGCCAGACUGUGUUGCUUUGGAUUCCUGUAAGGCUUCUGGUGACUUCUGCAGUCUAACUGGUUGUCCAUCAGGUUACACCACAGACAAUGGUGGAUGUUAUUCUUCAGACCCUAAUUGCAGAUGUUGUAAGAAAGACCAAUUGUGUACUCCUCUGGAUACUUGCAAGGCAAGUGGAGAUUACUGUAGCAAGCAGCCAUGCCCCCCUGGUUACACUGCCAUCCUAAGUGGUUGUCAGUCCACUGAUCCUAAUUGUCGCUGCUGCAAGAAAGUGCCAGACUGUGUUGCUUUGGAUUCCUGUAAGGCUUCUGGCGACUUCUGCAGUCUAACUGGCUGUCCAUCAGGUUACACUACAGAUAAUGGUGGAUGUUAUUCUUCAGACCCUAAUUGCAGAUGUUGUAAGAAAGAACAAUUAUGUACUGCUCUGGAUACUUGCAAAGGAAGUGGAGACUACUGUAGCAAGCAGUCAUGCCCCCCUGGUUACACAACCAUCUUAACUGGUUGUCAGUCCACUGAUCCUAAUUGUCGUUGCUGCAAGAAAGUGCCAGACUGUGUUGCUUUGGAUUCUUGUAAGGCUUCUGGUGACUUCUGCAGUCUUGCUGCUUGUCCAUCUGGUUACACUACAAAUAAUGGUGGAUGUUAUUCUUCGGAUCCUAAUUGCCGUUGUUGUAAGAAAGAGCAAUUGUGUACUGCUCUUGAGUCUUGCAAAUCAAGUGGAGACUACUGUAGCAAGCAGCCAUGCCCCACUGGUUACACAACCAGCUUAAGUGGUUGUCAGUCAACUGAUCCUAAUUGUCGCUGCUGCAAGAAAGUGCCAGACUGUGUUGCUUUGGAUUCCUGCAAGGCUUCUGGUGACUUCUGCAGUCUAACCGCUUGUCCAUAUGGUUACAAUACAGAUAAUGGUGGAUGCUAUUCUUCAGACCCUAAUUGCCGUUGUUGUAAGAAAGAUCUUUUUACAGAACAAUUGUGUGUUGCUCUAGACUCUUGUAAAGCAAGUGGAGACUACUGCAGUAAGCAGCAGUGCCCUACUGGCUACACUACCAGCUUUAGUGGGUGUCAGUCAUCUGAUCCUAACUGUCGCUGCUGCAAGAGAGUACCAGACUGUGUUGCUUUGGAUUCCUGUAAGGCUUCUGGAGACUUCUGCAGUCUAACAACUUGUCCAUCUGGUUACACCACAGACAAUGGAGGAUGUUAUUCUUCAGACCCUAAUUGCCGUUGUUGUAAAAAAGAGCAACAGUGUAUUGCCUUAGAUACCUGCAAAGCAAAUGGAGACUACUGCAGUAAGCAACAAUGCCCUGCUGGUUACACUACAAACCUAAAUGGCUGUCAGUCUUCUGAUCCUAACUGUCGUUGCUGCAAGAAAAUACCGGACUGCGUUGCUCUAGAAUCCUGUAAGGCUUCGGGUGACUUCUGCAGUCUAUCUACUUGCCCAUCUGGUUACACUGCAGACUACGCCGGAUGUCUGUCUACGGAUCCUAACUGCCGCUGUUGUAAGAAAGAGCAACCAUGUAUUGCAUUAGACACUUGUAAAGCUAGUGGAGACUACUGCAGUAAACAACAGUGCCCUGCUGGUUACACUACAAACCUAAAUGGAUGUCAGUCUUCUGAUCCUAAUUGUCGCUGCUGCAAGAAAAUUUUCUUCAUAGUACCAGAGUGUGUGGCUCUGGAAUCCUGUAAGGCUUCAGGUGAUUUCUGUAGUGUCUCUGCUUGCCCAUCUGGUUACACUCCGGACUACACUGGAUGUCUGUCUGCGGAUCCUAACUGCCGCUGUUGUAAGAAAGAACAACCAUGUACUGCACUAGAUACCUGUAAAGCUAGUGGAGACUACUGCAGUAAACAACUGUGCCCUACUGGUUACACUACAAACCUAAAUGGAUGUCAGUCUAAUGAUCCCAAUUGUCGUUGCUGCAAGAAAAUACCUGACUGUGUUGCUCUGGAACCCUGCAAGGCUUCAGGAGACUUCUGCAGUCUCUCUGCUUGCCCAUCUGGUUAUACUACAGACUACACAGGAUGCAAGUCUUCAGAUCCGAACUGCCGUUGUUGUAAGAAAGAUCUACCCUGCAUUGCCUUGGAUUCCUGCAAGGGAAGUGGAGACUUCUGUAGUAAGCAGCCAUGCCCUACUGGUUACUCCACUAACUUGAUUGGAUGUCAGUCUACUGAUCCUAAUUGUCGCUGCUGCAAGAAAGUACCAGAUUGCCUUGCUUUGGAUUCCUGUAAAGCUGCUGGUGACUACUGCAGUCAAACAGUUUGCCCAUCUGGUUACACUACUGACUACACUGGCUGUUACUCGACAGAUCCUAACUGCCGUUGUUGUAAGAAAGAACAACCUUGCAUUGCCCUGGAUUCCUGUAAAGCAAGUGGAGAUUACUGCAGCAAGCAACAAUGCCCUGCUGGUUACACUACAAACUUGAGUGCCUGCCAAUCUGCUGAUCCUAACUGUCGCUGCUGCAAGAAAAUUCCAGACUGUGUUGCUCUGGAAGCCUGUAAAGCCAGUGGUGACUUCUGUAGUAGGCAAUCUUGCCCUACUGGUUAUACAACAGACUUGACUGGGUGUAGCUCUACUGAUCCAAACUGUCGUUGCUGUAAGAAGGUACCAGACUGUGUUGCUCUGGAUUCUUGUAAAGCAACUGGAGACUACUGCAGUAGACAGCCUUGCCCAACUGGAUAUACAACAGACUUGAAUGGAUGUUUGUCAUCUGAUCUUGGUUGCCGUUGUUGUAAAAAAGUCCCGGACUGUGUUGCUCUAGAUACUUGUAAGGCAAGUGGAGAUUUCUGCAGUAGGCAAGCUUGCCCGACUGGCUAUACAACAGACUUGGCUAGUUGCCUGUCAUCAGAUCCAAACUGCAGAUGCUGUAAGAAAGUGCCAGAUUGUGUAGCUCUAGAUGCGUGUAAAGCUAUUGGAGAUUUCUGCAGUAGACAGACUUGUCCAACUGGGUAUACAACAGACUUGUCAGGUUGUCUUUCAACAGAUCCCAACUGUCGCUGCUGCAAAAAGAUACCAGAUUGCCUUGCCCUGGAUUCUUGUAAAGCAACUGGAGAUUACUGUAGCAGGCAGACCUGCCCAGCAGGUUAUACUACUGACUUCAGUGGUUGUCGCUCGUCAGAUCCCAACUGUCGCUGCUGCAAGAAAGUUCCAGAUUGUGUUCCUCUAGAUAGCUGCAAAGCACUAGGUGACUACUGCAGUAGGCAACAAUGUCCCGCUGGUUAUACUACAGACUUGACUGGAUGUCUAUCGACUGAUUCGGGCUGCCGUUGCUGCAAAAAAGUCCCAGACUGUGUUGCACUAGAUACUUGCAAAGGAAUUGGAGAUUUCUGUAGCAGGCAGUCUUGCCCUGUGGGAUAUUCUACAGACUUUGCUGGAUGUAGCUCUACUGAUCCAAACUGUCGUUGUUGCAGGAAAGUACCAGAUUGUGUUGCUCUUGAUGGCUGUAAAGCCACUGGAGACUAUUGCAGUAGGCAGUCCUGCCCUACUGGUUAUACAGCGAACUUUACUGGAUGUAGUUCUACGGAUCCAAAUUGUCGCUGUUGUAAGAAAGUGCCAGACUGUGUAGCUCUAGAUACAUGUAAAGCAAGUGGAGAUUACUGCAGUAAGCAGGCUUGCCCUACUGAUUACGGAACAGACUUCAGUGGAUGUGUCUCGGCAGAUCCUAACUGUCGUUGCUGUAAGAAAGGUCAAGCUGUGGGAACUUGUAAAGCCUCGCAGACUUGUUCAGCCCCAGGAGACUACUGUAGUACCACAGAUUGCCUUCCUGACUAUGAUGUAAUCCUAGGUGGUUGUGGAUCUCUUGAUCCCGCUUGCAGAUGCUGCAAAAAGAGAGUUGCAGAACUUUGUUCACCAAGCCCAAGCUGCCUCUCCUCUGGAGACUAUUGUAGUACAUCAACUUGUCCAACUGGAUUUAAGAAUAACUUUGGUGGCUGUAUCUCUACUAACUCGAACUGUCGUUGCUGUAAGAAGGAGGUGUGUGUAAAGACUCAAUUAUGCAGUGGCAAUGAUGAUUACUGUAGUGUUUCAGACUGCCCUCCUGGUUAUAAUGAGCUCUUUGGAGCAUGCGAGUCUAGUGACCCAGACUGUAGAUGCUGCAGGAAAAUUGACACUGCUGUCUGUAACCCCAGAAGUACAUGCCAAUCUCCAGGUGACUAUUGUAGUAAGGCUUCAUGCCCAGAUGGCUACAUAACUGAUUUCACGGCUUGUGAUUCUAGAGACUAUAACUGCAGAUGUUGCAAGAAAGUGGCCCAGUGCACCCCAUUGCGAGAGUGUCAAAAUGUUGGUGACUACUGUUCAACAGACAGCUGCCCUUCAGGUUAUACCGCAAUUUCGGGUGCUUGCAGUUCAACAGACCCUAGGUGUAGAUGUUGUAAGAAAGAUUCGGUGGUAGCUUUCUGCAGUCCAACUGAUAAGUGCAAGAGUACAGGAGACUUUUGUAGCCUUACAGCUUGUCCAACUGGCUACAGUGAGCUGUUGAAUGGCUGUAGUUCGAAUACUCCGGGAUGCAGAUGCUGCAAGAAAGCCGGAUUAGAGCCCUGUACAGCAUUAUUAGAAUGCCAGAACCCUGGAGAUUACUGCAGUACUGGAGAAUGUAAAUAUGGGUAUAAGAAGACUUCUGGGUGCUCUUCUCCCGAUCAGACUUGCUACUGUUGCAAGAAAGCGGUCUGUAGCCCAACUUCGUCUUGUCAAAACCUUGGAGACUACUGUUCAACUGAUGAGUGUCCUGCUGGUUAUGUUAAGGCUGUUGGUGCAUGCUCUUCAGGAUGCCACUGUUGCAAGAAAUUCACAAUAGUGGACAACUGCUCCCCACUAGAUAGCUGUAAAGGUUUUGGAGACUUCUGUAGCGUAUCAAAGUGUCCUUAUGGGUACUACACAAUCUAUAAUGCAUGUGACUCAACUAAUUUGGACUGCCACUGUUGUAAAAAUGCUUACACCUACAGAUCAAGUGAAGGAGACUUGGUUGAUGAACCAGGUGUUCCACAAUCCGUGACCGUGACUAAAGUUGGGGAUAGUGUACAACUGGAAACUGUUGAGAAAGAUGAAGCUGUAACCCUUGAAGAAAUUCCUUCCGAAGCAGAAACUACUCUACCCCCACUCGAAUGAAUCUUUUAAAAUAUUUUAAAAGUUUUAAAACUAUUUAAAUUAAAUUAUAAAUGAGC
Messenger RNA from Macrobrachium nipponense, 8735 nucleotides. RefSeq names its product G surface protein, allelic form 156-like. The coding region runs from base 130 to 8679 and encodes 2849 amino acids. NCBI's taxonomy places the organism in Eukaryota, Metazoa, Arthropoda, Malacostraca, Decapoda, Palaemonidae. The record is from RefSeq and is a predicted model, not a curated record. The transcript has 56 exons.